Ruditapes philippinarum (Manila clam) is the source of this 1177-nucleotide messenger RNA. RefSeq lists its product as uncharacterized. The transcript is spliced from 4 exons. Lineage: Eukaryota; Metazoa; Mollusca; Bivalvia; Venerida; Veneridae. The coding region runs from base 59 to 1162 and encodes 367 amino acids. The record is from RefSeq and is a predicted model, not a curated record.
UCGCUUUGGUUCUUGCAAUGAACGUAUAAUAUCGUUUGGAUGAUUAUUUAGUGAUCAAAUGACCAUGUUGAAAUUAUUAGUUUUAGUAUGUGUUCUAUUAAAUUUGGUCUACUGCAGCUCUGUUUUAAGAAGAGUUGGAAGUUUUGAUAUUAAGCAUCCGGCAUUUACGACGCUCUAUAAAAAUUCGGAUGUUUCAAAUCCAGCUGAAACGUACAAUCUGAUUAUUUCGACAUUUUCCGGACCGAGUUUGUUCGGCGGCGGAGAUACCGUGCAGCUUGUCCGCAGGGUUGGAUCAUUUAUGAAUAAUGUCGACGGCAUUGUGCCGGAAAUGCUGACCAGUCAUGUAACAUGGCCAAACGAAAUUUCCGCUGUACCCGACGGCAUUUUCACCGAGAAAAUGUUGGCUAUACCUGAUGGAUUCUUGGUACCUACCGAAACAAACGGUGCUAUCAAAUUAAUGGACAUAUCGAAUGGUGGUCACAAAGGUCCGUAUAAGUUAACGACUAAAGAUUCUAGCGGAGACUGGUUCUAUCACCGAGUACAGUGGCACGAUAUGGAUGGAGACGGGGACCAAGAUAUAAUUACAUGUAGAGCGCGGGAACCUGUUAUACCACUUUUGUUCGGUAAAGAAGAUGAACAACUGAUUUGGCUUGAAAAUCCGUCCGGAGAUUAUUCAACAACAUGGAACGCUCACGUGCUUGCACAUGGACCAGGCGUUUACUUCCGGUUCGCACAAAUGAACACUCCUGAAGGCCCAAAAGAAUCCAUUUUUGCAGCUCAAUUUUUCACCAGCAGUCUCUCUGUUUACUGGACAACACAGACGAAUGGUCUUUACACAGACAGUAGUAAGAUUCAGAGCCGUGUGAUAGACGACGCUAUCGGUAAAGUAUUUGAGGUUGACAUCGCAGACUUGAACAAUGACGGUAGAAUGGAUCUUCUUGUAACCACUAAUAGUGGUCGUAAUGGAACACUACUUGCAUACGAAAUACCUGAUGAUUUCAGGUGUGUACUAUUCAUUAAAAGAAUGUCGAUUUUUGCACGAGAGAUAUCAUAUGUCGGUUCAGCGUUCAGCAGAACAUUGAUGGAAACUAUUAAGAAUGUUUGCGGGAAACCUGAACUAAUGCACGUUAAAAUUAUAGGAAGUCGCCAUGUAACAUUGUAAUAGACUGUGUGACGC